AAUACAAUUAAGUUCCUGAACAUGUAAGCACAGGAAUAUAUAUAUAUAUUUUCAAAGCUCGCAAGGCUUCGUGCAGAGCGCCAAGGAUCGAAUGCAAAUGUGUGCAAAUAUAUAUCGAUUGCUGUUGAAAAUUAGUCGUGCACAACAAUCGAUAUGUUUAAACGGCAGCCCUGGAAUGCGAGUAUUGCAGCCCUAUAACCUAAAAAUUAUUAAGCUAAAAAGUAAUACACGGUGCAUUUUUUUCAUAUUUCUAUUAAAACUGACCACUGCAAGUAUAUGAGGUUGCCCCGAUAGCACCAGCCUGUCGCUAUGAACACCCUAAUGCGCCGAGCACUGCUGCUCAUGCACUCGCGCACAUAUUGCAUAAAACAAUACGCUGUCGCCGGCACAGAAGCGGCUGCAAAAGGCAAACUAAACUAUGAAGAGUUUAUUGACAGCCGGCACCAGCAGGCGCAGCGCAGCAUUGUGGUGCAGGUUAGCUCAGAGAAGUCAUACCCAGAAUUGUAUAACUACUGCAGCAGAUUCGGACACAUUGUCACAGUGCAACACUACUGCGUGCAGCAUGAAGAUGUGCUGCACUAUAUGCUGUUGGAAUAUGCCAGUGCCGGCGAGGCAACCGCUGCCAUCAGCUCAAGUGCCUACAAUGCAGAGCUGAGCGGCAGCAGCAGUGGCAGUGGCUGUGGCGUGCCGGUGCGGUCACCGUUCCUUUGGUUUAGAGCAGCAACCGCUGGUGCGGGCCGGCGUGGCCAAGCCAAGCUAGCGUCCAAUCACAAGGCGCUGCCGCUGAGUACAAUCGACGGCACGCGACCGCCGACCCAUGAUUACUUGCAGGAGCUGCUGCGCGGCGCCGACAGCAUCGAACAACAACUGCAACUGUUGUACGAUCAGACGCGCUUAAAUGAUUUGGGCGUACGGAUGCGCUUUUUGGCCGCCCUACAAGUGCAAGAGUCCAUCUCGGGCAUGUUUCCGGAUGCGCUGGCCCAGCCAUUUGGUUCCUCGGUAAAUGGUUUUGGCAAAAUGGGUUGUGAUUUGGAUUUGAUUUUGCGCUUUGAUGGCAAAACAACAGCCAAUGGCCUGGAUAGCCAACGCGAGGCGUCGCGUCUUAUAUAUCACACCAAGGAGAACCUGAGCAAUGGACGCUCGCAGACGCAACGACAAAUGGAAUGCAUUGGCGAUGUGCUGCAUCUGUUCUUGCCCGGAGUCUGUCAUGUUCGGCGCAUUCUGCAGGCGCGUGUGCCCAUUAUCAAGUAUCAUCACGAGCAUCUAGACUUGGAGGUGGAUUUGUCCAUGAGCAACCUCACUGGCUUCUACAUGUCCGAGCUGCUGUACAUGUUUGGCGAGCUGGAUCCGCGCGUGCGUCCAUUGACCUUUAGCGUACGUCGCUGGGCGCAGUCGUGCGGCUUGACAAAUCCUUCGCCAGGACGCUGGAUCACCAACUUUUCGCUGACCUGCCUGGUCAUGUUUUUCAUGCAGCAGCUGCGGCAACCUAUUCUGCCAGCUAUCGGGGCAUUGGCGAAGGCGGCGUCCGCAACUGACAUCCGGGUCACCGAGGAUGGCAUCAAUUGCACCUUUGCACGGGACAUGGAGCGUGUGGGCUUUCAGAGCCGGAAUACGAGCAGCCUGAGCGAACUGCUGUUACAAUUCUUUGAGUUCUAUUCGCAGUUCGACUUUCACAAUCGUGCCAUAUCGCUAAAUGAGGGCCGCGCCCUGGCCAAGCCAGAUCACUCGGCCAUGUACAUUGUGAAUCCGCUGGAACAGCUGCUGAAUGUGAGCAAGAAUGUUAGCCUUGAGGAAUGCGAGCGUCUGCGGAUCGAGGUGCGCAAUGCUGCCUGGAUGCUUGAGUCUGAGGUGGAGAACACAACACUGACAGAGAGCGAGCGACACGAGCAAUCCUGGGGUCUACUCAAUCUCUUCAAAAAUCCCGAGAAGUCUGUCAUACGGCCCAACAUGUUCUUCAAGCCGCGCAUGGUCGAGGUCAGCGAUCUGUUUGACAAAUCCCAGACGGCAGCGAUGACACCUCCGGCCGUAAACUACAAAAACGUCACUGUGCGCCAGCAGGUGCAGAGCAUCAAGGCAGCCGCACGCAAUGAACUGAAGCAGAUGCGAGAGUCCAGUACAACGACGACGACGUCCGCAGCCAAAACCAAACGCAGCAGGUGAUAACCGGCGGCAUUUCACUAGACAAAUCCCGGAUUAGUGUAUAUAUCUUAAUAAUUAGAAUGUAACUCUACUCUGACUACAAAUUUAGCUAACUAAAUGUUGUUCAUAUUGUUAAGCGUUACGCCCCAAGUGCAGCGUACAAGGUACGAGCAUGUUGCAGCUGUGUCUAGGUAUGUGCAACAGUCCGCGGUGCAGCUCAAUGUGGCAGCUUUAGAGCUAGCCCUUUGUGUCGCCACCUACCAAUGUUAAGUAUUUUAGCUGUUUUUUUUAAUUAAUAAAAUUAAAAUCAAAAUUUUCCAAGCUGACACAUUUUAAUACUCGCUGCACAAAGUGAACAAGAGUAUAUUGUAGAAAGAGACUCGGAACUUAUACAAUCGCGAGUGUCUAUAUCUUUCACAGAUUUGUAGCUGGACUCAUAACAUAUUAAUACAUAUGCAUGGUAAGGGUAUUUUGUCAGUUGAAAAGUGAUGUCUAUAUUGAUUCGUUUUUUGAGUCAUAAGCUGUCUAAAUAAUAUAUUAAGAUGUACCAUCCAUAUAGAUUAGUCAGAAUUGUCUUCAGUAGCCAUUCGUCAAAAACAUCUGAAGUUUUCCAGCGCGGUAAAUUGCCACUUGCUGCUCUGGAAUCUUGACUUCGAGCUAGUAUCCCAGGCUAGUUAAUAUCGUAGCAAUUAGCUCCAUUAGCUUGGAGCUCUUCAAAAGUUGAGUUGAUUAUAUGCAACUCGAUAUUGUUCAAUUUCAAAGAUGAAUCCAAUUGAAGCAUUCAUCUGUUGGUGUUUUUAGCUGAAACAAAUUCUACAUAUAUUAAUAUACGAACUUGUUGCUGC
Molecule: messenger RNA, 2984 nt
Organism: Drosophila novamexicana
Lineage: Eukaryota; Metazoa; Arthropoda; Insecta; Diptera; Drosophilidae
Gene: MTPAP
Product: poly(A) RNA polymerase, mitochondrial
Exons: 4
Coding region: 310-2160 (616 amino acids)
Biological process (GO): mitochondrial mRNA polyadenylation
Molecular function (GO): poly(A) RNA polymerase activity
Source: RefSeq, a predicted model, not a curated record